Messenger RNA from Acanthosepion pharaonis, 879 nucleotides. NCBI's taxonomy places the organism in Eukaryota, Metazoa, Mollusca, Cephalopoda, Sepiida, Sepiidae. The record is from the annotation of a GenBank genome assembly.
AUGGUGCUAUUUUCUUGUCUUUUACAGUGUCUUGGGAACCAUGAAUUCGACAAAGGCAUCCAAGGUUUGGUGCCGUUUCUUCAGAAUGUCACUUUCCCAGUCUUAGCUGCAAAUAUCAAUAUUACUGGUAUACCCGAACUGGCAUCCGUAAAGAAACGGAUCAAAUUAAAACUUGGAGGGGAAUGGAUCGGCAUUGUCGGGUAUAUCACUGUUGAAACGCCAAUGUUGUCUAAUCCGGAACCCGUGACCUUCAUGGACGAAGUGGAAAGCGUGCAACGGGAAGUAAAUGAAUUGCUUAAGGAAAACGUUACCAAAAUUAUUGCCCUGGGCCAUGCUGGUUACUGGGUGGACAAGAAAGUUGCCAAGGAAGUCAAAGGCCUCGAUAUUGUGGUCGGUGGUCAUACCAACACUUUUCUAUAUACAGGUAACCCUCCUUCCUCGGAAAAGCCAGAUGGAGAAUAUCCAACAGUUAUCAAGCAAGAUGAUGGAGAAAUAUGCUUAGUGGUUCAAGCAUACGCCUACGGCAAAUAUCUUGGUUUUUUACAAGUCACUUUUGACCCUGAUGGACGGCUGCGUUCCUGGAACGGGAACCCUAUUUUAUUGGAUAAAACUGUUAUACCAGAUCCUGCUAUUUUGGCGAAAAUGAAACCAUUCCAACGUCAACUAACUAAAUUAGUCAACAAGGUUAUUGGAGAGACAAGUGUGUUACUUAAUGGCGACAGUCAAUGUCGGCUGGAAGAAUGCAAUUUAGGAAACCUUAUCGCAGACGCCAUGGUUGGUUGGUACGCCAGGAAACCAGAACCAGAUUCCUGGAAUAAAUACGCAAUCUCAAUCGUGAAUUCGGGUUCAAUAAGAACAUCCAUCGAACCUGGUGAGUGA